AUGGCGGACGGGGGCACGUUGUUAUAUUCGUGUGCUGUCUAUCUCUAUCUCUACGACAAUAACAGUAAUUCUUAUGCGCAACAGACUAAUGCAGCAGUAGGUUGUGCGCUUCUUCUUCUCGAUGAGAAAUCUUGUGAUUCAAAGGUCUAUUCGUUGAUACUUUAUGACCCACAAAAGACGCCACUGUUGCAAUUUCCCGUACUUCCAAGUACACGUUUCGUACUCCAAAAAGACAAUUAUAUCAAUUUCUAUGAUCGUCAAAGAAAUUAUGCUCUGCGUUUUAAAGAUACGACUACAAGUGAGGCUUUUCUCUAUGCAGUGGCGUUGAUUAAGGCACAAGUUGCAGUACAUUCUACCAAGUCAUAUAAUCACCAUAACCCCGUGGUUUUAGUCGAUGAUUUGGCAAUAGGAAGGGAAGAUGCAGAUCCACUUUUAUUUGGAGAUGUAGCAGGAAUAUCAUUCAAGAAAUGGCAUGGAACAAUGGAAGAGAGAAGUCAUUUUUUUACGACAAAUCCACUCGAGAUUAAGAACCGAUCCACGACUGAUGCAACACAUAGCAAUGAAAUUAAGAGGAUUAAGCUCAUGGAUUCAGAAGCAGCAGCAAGUGAAACAGAUCCAUUUGUUCGUGUCUUGGCAACGAAAGUAUUGGUGGGAAUGCAAAAAAUGGGCAAAAGACUCGUGACUGUGACGUUCCCAGACACGCAACAGUGGGUCAUUGCAGAGAUUGAAUUGGUCAAAGUCAAGAAAAAUACGAGAUCAAGUGAUAAUGUGACGCUUACUGGACCGACAACUGGCAGUGACGAAAAGCAGACACAGGAAGAACAUGACGAUCUCGUGAAACGCAUGGCAAGUUUAUCUCGUAUAGGCAGUCAGUCAUCAGGGAUGAUUGCAAAUGUGAUAAAGAAUCGGGACAGCCGCUCGUCAAAUGAAAUGAACGGUGAGAUUGAUACAUCGCUUCAACGAGCUUCCUCCAGCGGGCAGGUGUCGGCGGACCCUCCAGCAGGAUACGUUCCUGUGCUUUUGGCGGGACUUCAGCUUCCAGGAGAAAGGCCAGGAUCAUUUCGCAAUUUACAGCACGAGAUGCACUCAAAUCUGCAUGUGGAGGCGGUUUCGCCAUCGCGUACAAAUUCGCAGGCUGCACAAGUGAUUGAGCCGCAAGAACACUUAUCCGAAGCAACUUGUGUGGACAUGGAUGGCGAGACCAAGACAGCGCUAUUAUCCAGCGAUAUGGAACGUUUGAUGAAGGAGCAGUCGGAUUUGGCACGACUUCGUGAUCAGCUGGAAGAGAGUAAGCGCAAGCUUCAAUCCGACAACAUUAAGUCAAGUGAAGUGGCGGUCAGACCCCUACAGUCGAUGAAUGGAGUAGGCGGCCACUCUGUACAAUUGUCUGAGUACAAGCCGGCGCAAGAAAAGCAGCACGCCAUUGCCUUCGUGCCCCCAUCAUAUGCGCCAAUGGGCCCCUCCGCAACUUCUGUUGGAACGACAUCUUCGUUUGCGGCUGCAACUGGACAGUGGCCUCCGUCCAAAAUGGAUUUUGUGCCGUCCUCACUUGUUCCUUCCUCACAUCCGCCCCCAUCUCAGGCUUCGUUCUCGUCUUCAAUCACGGCAUAUACGAACCGGUCGUUUUCGUCGUACGCAUCGACACCAGGAAUACCAGGGUCAGGAUCAUUGUCAGAUGUUGAGAACGGCAUUAUCCGUUUGCAACGAUCAUCUUCGUCAGUCGAGUCAACGCUGCAAGAUUUACAAUUGAAGAUGGAUCGUUUGUUGAACCUUCAAAACUCGACAAGAUCGACCAAGUUUGCUGGGAGCUCAAGCAACUACGGUGGGAGCGCGUCACUCUCAUCGGCAUCAUUUCUCGCAGCGUCUUCGUCUUCUUCGAUGUUGCUUAAAAGUUUUGAAAAAGCUCUUGCACAGCGCGAUCAGCUCCAGGAAACAAAAAAUCGACUUGAGGACGCAAACAGCGAGCUAGAAUCAAGUGUUGAGGAUUUGCAAAACCGCCAAGAUUCACUUCAGAUGGAGAACCGAACGCUAUUGGACAAACUACAAAACGGCAAUCAUAUGCAACAGGAAAAAUUUCGUUUGGAACUGCAGAGUGUUCAGCAACAGCUUAGUCACACUCAGGAGCACAUGCUGGUGUACCAAGAAGAAAAUUUCCGACUUCGGGCACAACUUGCUGCAGAGGACGAGCAGCUUGUGAAAGAGAAGGUGAAGCUGCAUGAAGACACACAGAAACAGCUUGGACUUCUUCAGCGACAGGUUGAAGAUGACGUUCGACAAGGCUCGAAGGAUUUGAUCGAGAGAAUGACGACUGAAAAGGCCGCUCUGGAAAUGCAAGUUGCCGAGUUAAUUGCUGAAAAAAAGCAGUGGGAUGUUGAACGUGAUAUGAUGAACAACCGGAUGAGUCAAGCUCAGAGCCAGCAGGUUCAACUUCAAGAUGACUCUAUGAAGUCACAAGCUGCCCAAAACUCGCGUGUUCAGGAGCUAACGGCUCGAGUUCAUCAGCUUGAAAGUGAAACUAAAGGAUUGCAACAGCAAGUGGAAGGGUAUUAUUGCGAAACGCAGCAUUUAGAAAAGCUGUUAACGUCAAAGGAGCAAGAAAUGGCCCAGCUACAAUCGGCAAGAGAUAAUGAGGAGUACGCAGCACUGAGUGAGCUGUUUAAGGAGUUUAUGAACGAUAUUUACUUCCACUUUCAAGAUGCUUUCGAUGAAGACACAGAGUUCACCGGCAAAGAAAUUGUGAUGGCCAUCAGGAAGAUUUUGAAACAAAAUACAAUGGGUAUUCUCGCAAAGCUAGAGGAAUUUUACCAGCAGCAAGCACACUAG
Messenger RNA from Peronospora farinosa, 2823 nucleotides. NCBI's taxonomy places the organism in Eukaryota, Oomycota, Peronosporomycetes, Peronosporales, Peronosporaceae. The record is from the annotation of a GenBank genome assembly.